UGUUCUUUUGAUUUCUCUCUGCGAAACGUGGGCGCAGCCAUGUCGAAUGUGAAUGACAAGGAAGGGAUAGCGAGGAGAAGGGCGGUAUCAACAUCAUCAAGUAGCAGUAGCAGUAGUGGCUCGGUGUCCAUAAUGAGCGACGUCUCACCUGACCACAUGGUGCAAGGGUGUGUAUUGCCGUGCUCUAGUCCGGACCAUGGACAGGCAGCAAAUGCGGUAUCCCCGAGGGGUCUGUCAGAGCAAAGGGGAAGUAAGAAGUGUAAAAGGCGAAAGCAGGUUGUUGUGGUAUCUAGAGGCCUGCAGGGGAGUGGAAAAAGCACUACCAUGCGGACCGUCGCUCUACUGCUGAAGGGGAUAUGGUUGAAUCAGGAUGAGUUCCGUACGGCUAGCAAGGGUGGUGGGAAUGCUAAAGGGAAGUUUCUGGAGAAGCUCUCGGAGUGCACGUAUUAUGGUGAUCCUGAAUACGUUAUGGUGGAUAGAAUUAAUACGCAGCUGAGGCAUAGGUCUGAUAUCUACAACGCUAUAUGUCCUUGUGAUGGGGAGUAUCCUGAGAUCAUUUAUUUACAAUGGUCGCAUCCUGGUGAUACAGCGGGUAGUACAGGAGAGGAGGACGUGUCACCAUUCGACCCAAUCAAGGGAAGGAAGUACUUCGACGUAUGCGCGAAGAAUGUGCGGAAUCGGCAUGGAAAACAUAAGUCGAUUGACCGGUACGCUGACAUUGACUUCAUCCUGGGCUCCACGGCUUCCCAAGCUGAGCCUAUCAGCAAGGAGGAGUUGGCGCAGUUCUCGGUGUCCAAGCUCUGCGAUAUCGAUGUGACCUUGCCUCGGAGGGAAAUGGUGGAGAGAACUCUGGAGGUACUUGGGAAAGGGGACGAGUUUUCUGAAGAGGAAAUAACUGUGGCGAUGCGGGAGGUCGCUAAGAUCGAGAAGAAUAUAGUACCUGUCGGUACAGGGAAAGGAGGACAGCCUCGUCGGCGUCCUCCUAGUGAGUGUUAUCGACCGCAGCAGCAUACCUCCUGGUCCGGCACUACUACUGGUAGUGGUGAAAACCUACUGUCAUUGGUUGGCCGCAGUAUGUUCCAGCUUGAAUUAACUAGAGAGUCUCAACGAUUACUCAGAAGAGCUGUGGGGAAGGGUUGGGGGUAUAUGGCGACGAAAGGAAUCGUGCCUAAGGAUGAGUUCCACGUUACUUUGCUCUAUGUGGACAGCUCCAAUGCGUUCGAUCAUUACAAUAUGAGCCUGGUACGACAGUUAUGGCCACGUAUUGGUGACUCGUUCGGGUUCACGACGGCCUUCGCUGUGUGCUCUGAUGUGGGUGUAUGUGCGGCGCCAGUGCAGUUCCUACAAGCCGUACCAUGCGGCAACUUGUAUCCCCACAUCACACUCGGCGUGUCACCACAGGCCUCUGCUAAGGACAGCAAUGACAUGCUAGAAGGGAAACACCCUUUAGAGGCACUCAGGGUCCUCGAGCUGGAACUGUCUGGAAACCAAACACAGCUUGAAUUGCGAGGGGUCCUUCGGGUUUCUGAGUGAAGUUGAUAGUUAGAAGUGCUUGUGAUAAAUCUCACUCUUCCGCUCCUUAUGCGCGGUAGUCUAUUUACUGUCUAUACUAUUGUAUCUAC
Molecule: messenger RNA, 1622 nt
Organism: Perkinsus marinus ATCC 50983
Lineage: Eukaryota; Perkinsozoa; Perkinsida; Perkinsidae
Exons: 4
Coding region: 40-1533 (497 amino acids)
Source: RefSeq, a predicted model, not a curated record